Messenger RNA from Tricharina praecox, 996 nucleotides. RefSeq lists its product as uncharacterized. The record is from RefSeq and is a predicted model, not a curated record. The transcript has 3 exons. NCBI's taxonomy places the organism in Eukaryota, Fungi, Ascomycota, Pezizomycetes, Pezizales, Pyronemataceae. Bases 161 to 775 code for a protein of 204 amino acids.
UCUCGAUGAAGCUUCAGGUACACAGCCAAAACCCCGGCCAUCUCCACAGCAACUAGGACCCGCCGGCCAACAAAGUUACCACACUUUCUCCCCGCCAAAAAUAAUUUCUUCUGCGGAGCCGCGUCCGUACUCUCCCCCGCACACAACACUGUCCACACCAAUGUCUUCAAUAAUACCGCGAUUACGACCGCUCCUACGCGCGACAAUACCAUUCCGCGCCGCCCGCUUCCACGCAAUCUCCGCUCACUACGCGGAGCCCCGUCAAAUCCCAUUCCUCCCAUUAUUCCUGCAGCCAUCCACCUACCGACCAAACUACAACAAGAACGCGGGUGGUGUCCAGAAGGAUGGAGAUAGAAAAACGAAAGGCCCAAAACCGUGGAAUCCGGCUACGUUCUUCAUAUGGAUCUUUCUCAUGAUCGGUUCGCAGGCGAUCCAGCAGUUGACCCUGAAGCAGGAGCAUGCGGAUUUUCUGCGGAAGGCGGAUGGGAGGAUUGCGGUGUUGAGGGAGGUUAUUGAGAGGUUGGGCAGAGGGGAGGAGGUGGAUGUGGAGCGUAUGCUCGGAACGGGCGAGGAUGCGGAGGAAAAGGCCUGGGAGGAGGUCAUCAAGGAGAUUGAAGCGGACGAUGUACUCUGGCAGGCACAGAAACUGCAGAAGGAGGCUGCCGCGAAGCAGGCCGAGAUACGGCGGCUAGCAGAGGAGGAACAGGGCGAGGAGGUAGUGCGGGAAGGGAGACGGAAGCGAAGACGGGCUCGGGAAGAAGCCAGAUUCCUUUAGAUGGGGAAACAGUCACUGCAUAUCUACGGGGUUCCAUCCGAACGCUGUCGAUAUAGUAUUCCAUGUAAGAUGCUGAGGAAGCACUCACAAUUCUCGAUUUGCAUACCCCGUGCAUAUAGUAUCCGUACACAUGGAUUUGGCGGUAGUUCAUUAUCUAGCGACAAGCGGAAGCGAAGGUUAACAUGUCCGAUAUUUCCCCGCCAAAAAACGCCCAGACAAAC